GUACGAACGGGGAUGAGCAGCGCCACGCACACCAGCCUGUUGUCCAAUCAAGGAUCUAAUAGAUUGGUCCGAUGAGAAACCGGAACAGCACUGCAAUUUUAGUCUCUGGGGGCUCCGAGUGUCAAGACAGGUCGGACCUUGCAUGAGAGACAUCAAGCCUCACAUGCAAAAAGAUAGAGGCAGAGAGGCAGACAGGCACAAGGAAACGAUGAACCUCGAAGAAACCUCGAAACUCCCUUCUAGCCUUCAGAUCAGCGGGACUAGGAACGACUAUCUCUUAGUUCAGAGUGAAAAAUGCAACAACAUCUUGAAAUAGAACUCGGUGAAAAGAGAGCUUGCCGCCUCGAUCAACGACACCGAGACGCUGGACUCCGAAAAAAGAAAUUGGUCUGGAGUCGGUAACAUCGCAGCUGUACUGAGUUAUUCGCUCUUUGAGGAACAUCUCGGCACAAUCGAACGACUCCAUCAGUGGACAAUCGUACGAACUUUAGCGCAGCACAGCCCCAGCCCCGUUCGCUGCUUCAGCGAGCUGCACCAUGAUGCAAAGCUUGCAAAGAGCACUGCAUGGCCUCAGUGGUUCGGGAGACGAUGGAACAACUCCUGCAUCAUGCAGGCUGUUGGAUCGUCGUGAAAAGGUCCCGUAGGGCUGGCCUCUCGUGAGGGAUUUCCU
Molecule: messenger RNA, 670 nt
Organism: Hyaloscypha bicolor E
Lineage: Eukaryota; Fungi; Ascomycota; Leotiomycetes; Helotiales; Hyaloscyphaceae
Exons: 1
Source: RefSeq, a predicted model, not a curated record